AUGUUAAACAAGAUUACCAAUUUAUACUUUACAAUUUUACCUUUUAUUACAUUUAUAACUUCAUUCACACCACUAAUAUUACACGGUCAUAUUAAAAAAGGAAUGUCUAAAAAUUUUUUCAUUUUUUUUUACAUAAAUUGUUUGAUUUUUAAUUUUUUUAUCAAAAAUUUUAAUUUAUAUUUACUACACAUAUUAAGAAGAGCUAUAGAGUGUUUAAUAUUUAGAUAUAAUCAUAGUAAAAUGAAUUAUAUACAGUUUAUACAUGGUAUCAUAUAUUACAUCUUUUUAAGCUUACAUUUGAGAGAUAUAGAAGAAAUUAAUUUACCGGUAUUUAUUUUACUAAAUGUAUUCCAGACAUUAACACACAUUCUUGUGUUCAGAUAUAAAAGAUUUGUGUAUUCUCAUUAUUUUAGUGAAUUUUUAAUUUAUUUAUAUUUAUUUUAUAUAAAAAAAAGUAAAGAGUUAUUUUAUAAUACAAUGUACUUAAUAAUAUUUAUAUUAACAUCUAUUAUAAAUAGAAAUAAAAAGUAUUUGUAA
Vairimorpha ceranae is the source of this 537-nucleotide messenger RNA. RefSeq lists its product as hypothetical. Bases 1 to 537 code for a protein of 178 amino acids. Lineage: Eukaryota; Fungi; Microsporidia; Nosematidae. The transcript has a single exon. The record is from RefSeq and is a predicted model, not a curated record.